Messenger RNA from Gossypium arboreum, 804 nucleotides. RefSeq names its product cellulose synthase A catalytic subunit 3 [UDP-forming]-like. The record is from RefSeq and is a predicted model, not a curated record. The transcript is spliced from 8 exons. Gene Ontology annotation, molecular function: cellulose synthase (UDP-forming) activity. Gene Ontology annotation, cellular component: trans-Golgi network; plasma membrane. The coding region runs from base 1 to 804 and encodes 267 amino acids. Gene Ontology annotation, biological process: plant-type primary cell wall biogenesis; cellulose biosynthetic process. Lineage: Eukaryota; Viridiplantae; Streptophyta; Magnoliopsida; Malvales; Malvaceae.
AUGAUUAAAGAACGGAAUGAAAAGGUAUUCCAUACAGAACCUAAUCUGAUGACUCAAGAAGGCUUCCACAUCAUCCCAUGGGAUAUGCGUCAAUGCUUUUCAAGCCCUUGUCUGAGCCUUCAUCUCAAAAACAGCAUCCCAAUGCCCAAGGAGAUUGAGAAUUGGCAAUCAGCAGUAAGAGAGACACUAAUGGAAGACAAUGUUGUCUCUUUGAUAUCUGUGAUAUGUGAGAUUUGGUUUGCAAUAUCUUGGAUAUUGGAUCAGUACCCCAAAUGGCUUCCUGUUAACCCAGAAACCUAUCUUGCUAGGCUUGCAUUAAGAUACGAUCGUGAAGGAGAACUGUCGCAAUUAGCUGCUGUUGACAUUUUUUUGAUUACUGUCGACCCGUUAAAGGAGCCUCCACUUGUGACAGCCAACACUGUACUAUCCAUUCUUGCUGUUGACUACCCAGUUGACAAGGUCUCUUGCUAUGUUUCUGAUGAUGGUGCUGCCAUGUUAACCUUUGAAGCACCGCUCGAGACAUCGAGUUUGCCAGAAAUGGGUACCUUUCUGCAAGAAAAGAUUGACUACCUGAAGGAUAAAGUUCAACCAUCAUUUCUUAAAGAUCAUAGAGCUUUGAAGUUGCAAAGACACAGAAAGUUCCUUGAAGAAGAAUGGAUUAUGCAGGAUGGCACGCCAUGGCCUGAUACACCAGACUUGCAUCAAUCUGUUAUGCGCCUUGGCGUAGGAUCUAGUCACAGGUCUAGACAAGAAAGAAUUCUUGCUUCGACCUAUGGUUACUCAAAAAGGCAGAUUCGUCCUUGA